Molecule: messenger RNA, 3207 nt
Organism: Esox lucius (northern pike)
Lineage: Eukaryota; Metazoa; Chordata; Actinopteri; Esociformes; Esocidae
Product: zinc finger and BTB domain-containing protein 47-like
Exons: 4
Coding region: 658-2757 (699 amino acids)
Molecular function (GO): RNA polymerase II cis-regulatory region sequence-specific DNA binding; DNA-binding transcription factor activity, RNA polymerase II-specific
Source: RefSeq, a predicted model, not a curated record
UAACGUUAACAAGUUGUCUUGUUGUUGUUGUUGUUGUGUGUGUGCGCGCGUGCGUGCGUGCACUGAUACGUAUGAGUUGAAGAUAGUGUCCAAGAAGAUGGCUGACAAUUUUGGCAAAAUCCCCAAAAAGCUUUAUACCUAUGCACUUGAGAAGAACAUAGGAUUUGAUUGGUGUAGUUAAUAUGGUGUGCAGUUAAAUCAAAUAUACAAUCGAGUUAAGUCGUAUUAAUGCCCAUGGUUUUGGAUUGGGAUAUCCAACAAGCUCAUAUAGGUGUGUUGGUCAGGUGUCCACAUACGUUUUUCCUAGAUACCUUUGGACAUAAACUGUAUCACUGCAUUUCAUAGGAAAAAUCUCACCAACAGUCAAGCAUGGUGGUGGCAGUGUAUUUUUCUGGGGACAUUCUCUUGCAUAAGGACUCUGAUGCCUUGCCAUCAGAACAAUCGUCCGAACAAUACAUUUUCCUAUGUAUCAAAGUAUUCUACAGGGGAAUAUCAAGCCAUCUGUCCCUAAGGUGAACCUGAUGCACAGCUCAGUCGUGUAGCAAGUCGACAUCAGAAUGGUUGAGAACGAAGAAAUGUAAAGUUUUGGAAUAGCUAAGUCAUGGUUCAGACCUAACCUCAUUGAGAGGUUGUGGCAGGACCUGAAAAAAGUGUUUCAUGCUUGAAAACCCCCACAUGUCACUGAGGUUUACUGCCCCCCCUCCCUCCCCAGAUGAUCUUAUUGUAAACAUCAACUGCCUUCUGCAACUGUUUCGGCGUUGUGAGCAGUGCAGGUGUGAGAAUGCGAUCCAGAUUAAUGGAGACAGGACAUGCCUCUCUGUGACCCAACACUGUCAUAGCUGCAACCACCUCAGGACAUGGACCAGUAACUCUUCUGCUGCCCGGACAACAGACAUUGAAUAUAGGGAGAAGCCACAGAACAGCUGGGUGGCUGAGGUGCAAGUAGCCCUGCCUUCUGAGGACCCAGAUGAGGCCCCGCCUUCUGAGGACCCAGAUGAGGCCCCGCCUUCUGAGGACCCAGAUGAGGCCCCGCCUCCUGAGGACCCAGAUGAGGCCCCGCCUUCUGAGGACCCAGAUGAGGCCCCGCCUUCUGAGGACCCAGAUGAGGCCCCGCCAUCUGACGUAAAAGUUGAGGCUGUGGAGCUGACAGGUUCUCUGCAGAUGGAGGUGACUGAAGACCAGCCACCAAGAUUAUGGGGAAGUGGCCCGUCUUUGAUAAGGUGGGGAGAGGCGGAGGGGAACAAUGGAGCAGAGGGGAGAAUGACAGUGACUGAGGUGGUGUUGGUCAGCGAGACAGACAGUGUACACAGCCAUGAGGACAAGUGCUUGUCCUUAGCAGAAAAAAAGGGAGGAGAGGAGAGCAUGGUAAAAUCUCUAGGAUCUAAACAACUGAAGAAAAGUACUGAUCAGCACCCCGCUAUUGAAUUGACAAUAUACUCUACAGAGCCUGAGGACUCUGAAAGCCAAACAUCUCAGAUAGACAGACAAGGAGAGAAGAAUCUGAUGGACCGACAAGGAGAGAAGAAUCUGAUGGACAGACAAGGAGAGAAGAAUCUGAUGGACCGACAAGGAGAGAAGAAGCUGGUGGCAGUUGAUGGGUUCGAGGGGGAGGGCGGUGUCUGUGAGUUGGAGGGUGAGGAAAAACUGGUGAUGGAGGAGGAAGAUGGAGAGAGUGAAUCCGACUUCAACCAUAAACAGGAGCAAGCAGCUCUCAGAGGGAGUGCCUCUGACUUCCACCUAGAAGAGGAAGUGACAGGAAGUGACUCUGAAUUUGACCCAGAGGAAGAAAUAGCAGCAAGGGGAAGAGGCAGAGAUAGGUGGGGAGGGGGAGGCAGGGGGAGAGUGGGAGGUAACGAGGGAGGUAGAGGAAAGCCCCUUCUGAAGCGUACAGUAGAGACUGGCAUGAAUGUGUCUGCUGAACACUCUGCAAAAUCCAAACACCCCAAAGAUGAUAUAGUCCUCUGUCCUGAAUGUGGCGUCCUGUACUCCACCAAGCUGCAGGAGUACCGUAAGUGUGAACACAAGUUUACUGCCCGCUGUCAAGACUGUGGGAAGCACUUUGUGAACUUACAGGGCCUCAAGAUACACCGGAGGAGACUUCACCGCCAGGACUGCGAGUUUCCCUGCAAAUUUUGCCUCCAGCCCUUCAGGACACGACCGGACAAGCUGACCCACGAGAGGAGCCACAUCUUUACUGAGAACGUGCCACCCUACUGCUGCGUCGAGUGCCCGCUGAGGUUUGACCAGAUCCUCAUACGUAACCGCCAUCUCAGAGAGCACAAGUCCAGACGGCACAUCUGUCACACGUGUUACAAGGAGUUUGACAAAGCUCACCUCCUGGAGAGGCACGAGUUGAGCCAUAGUGAUGACAAGCCCUACAAGUGCCAGGUGUGCCAACGUGCCUUUGCCCAAGCCAGCCAGCUGAAGUCCCACCUGCGUGUUCAUACGGGGGAGCGACCCUUCCAAUGCCAGCGCUGUGACAAGAGCUUCAACCACAACGUCAGCCUCAAGAACCACGUCAGACGCUACCACAGCCCAGACUCAGGGCCGGACCCUGAUGGGGGCGCAGGAGGUGGGGGACAGGGGGAGGGAGAGGGUGUGGGAAAGAAGAUGCCUCGGCAGCAGGUACAGCUCACUCUCUGGACUGAGUGGGCUGGAGCAGAUGGAGCAAUCCGAAUGGAGGCACAAGAGAAGAAGAGGAGGUGCCAGUGUAAUAAUGACUUAGAACCAGAGGAGGACAAAAUUAAGAAGACAUGAGUGCUAAUGGAGUAAUGGGAGUAGAGGAAGAUGAAGAGGAAAAACAAAGGAAGAAGAUCGAGUCACUACAGUUAAGUAGCUCUGCUUUUUGCGAGCUUGGUGGACAGAGAGACUUCAUUCAUUGUUGCAAAAUGCAUAUCUUAUUGAACAAGUUCAGGCAGGGCCUUCUGGUUAUGGCCUGUUUCUUCUGUUUCCUUCUUGUGAAUAUGAGUAAGACAUGGAAACAUAUUCAUGUUCUGCUUUUGAACUGUUUCUGCUUCCCAGAACCAUAUUCAAAGUGCAGGAUAUACUUAAAACGACAUGUUUACAUGAUACCAAGUUCACAUGGUCUUGUAAAGUACUGGCCGUGUUCAACAGGAUCACAGUGACUGUAGGCCACUUGCAUAAAUAAUAUACAUUCUACUAAUUUGUAGAUCAGUCACAGAUUAUCCAUGAUAUAUUAUGGUUUUG